AUGGUGUUUGGGGUCUGCAACUCGUUGACUGAGAAGCAGCAGUGGAGGUUGACGUUGUUUGCUGCUGUUGCUCCUGCAGCUCCCCGUAUCCCCAUGGACAAACGCAUCUUCACCACCACAUACUCCCCGGGCUGUGUUUUCCUGAAGGCGGACGAUCGGUCAGUACACACACACACGUUGUUGAAGUAUGUGGGCCAGUCUCCGUUUGAGCACUCCCCAGUGCGUUUUUGUUGUCAAAACGGAGACUACGUCACCCUGGACACCAGCUGGUUCAGCUACAUAAACCCCUGGAGCCGCAAGGUCGCCUUCAUCAUCGGACGACACAAAGUCAGGAUGGGCCCUCUGAAUGAGGAUGUGUUUGCUGCUCGGAGUAAAGAGGACCUGCCAAUCAUCCACAAAGAGAUUAAAAACCUGCAGGCCAAGAAAUACAAGCUCUUCCUUCAGCCGGUCCAUAAUAAUGGCUCCAGUGGUUAUGGCAGUCUGGGCAGUAACGGUUCCCAUGAGCACUACAUCAGUGUGAAUUCCUCUUGCGACAGCAAUGGCAACCUGUGGGAGGAUUCACACCUUGAACCGCAGAUCUGUGCUGAUGUGAAGAGUUGGGGCCAACAGGCAUACUUGGAAUCCAGCCACAUACUCACCCCCUUUGGGAAAUCUGCCACAGCGCCCUUCCCCCACACCAGGGCUGGGGUCAGAGGGCAUGAGGAGACCAGGAAGCAAACGCAUAUUCCGUGCCAUCAGCAGAUCAACUCCGUGGACAGCAUCAUCAGGUAUCUGGAGGGCUGUGGUCCACACUUGAAGUGUAAGAGCAAGUCUCGCUCCAUCGGCACAUCUUCCUCCUCCUCCUCUACCUCAGAGGAUGACACACCCACCACUGACCCACACACUGCCCAGGCCAGCUCCGAUGUGGUGCUGGACAAUCAGGUGUCGCUGGGCUCUACAGCAGCAGCUAUGGUGAGAGCUCCUCUCACAGACAUCGCUCUGUCUACAAAGGCUAUGAGUUUAGUGUCAGUCACCAGCUAGUGCUCCUACAGCAGCACUAUAGUGCAUGUUCCCCAGCCAGCGUCAGAGGUGACAGUCCUAGAGGAUGCACCAAUGGGCAGCAAGCCUGCUGACCCCACUCCUGCUCGCGCUGCCCCUAGCCCCACCCCUAGCUCUUCUGCCGAGGAGCUGCAAUUGGUGGGUCUGACCAAGGAGGUCCUUUCAGCUCACACUCAGAAUGAGGCGCAGGAGUAUGUGGAUCGCAUCCUCCACAGUCCCUAUAGCUCCUAUCUACAGCAAGACAACAGCUCCGGGGUUCACCCUCACCACCCAGGUGACUACGUGAUGCAACCGGUGACUGCAGCCGUGUUGAACCGCACUCGGACAGGGAAGCCUAAACACAAGCGUCCCAAACCCAAAACUUCGUCUGACAGCUACGCCUCUCACCCAAGCCCCCUUGCCCUCCCCCGCCCCUACUCCGCCUGGCCCUCCUCUGAAUCCUCUAACCCCCUUCGCCAGUUUGGGCUGCCCCAUCCUCCUAUAUCCCCUCCACAAGCCCCCAUGGGUACCCUCCAGACCCCCUACUUCACUAUGCUGAGAAGCCAGCCAGGGGUGGACCAAGUGGGGAAACAGCAGCAGGCAUGGGUGGGCCCCAUGGUGCUUCAACCAGACCAGAACCCAAACUCAAACCCACAGAACUUUCAGCAGAACCUACAACAGAAUGUUCAGCAGAACCUCCUGCAUAACUUUCAGUUUAUGCAGUCCAUUCAGAACAUGCAGACCCCAGUCUAUGCAGUCUGUCCAGGUGCAGUCCAUCCAGUCCAACAUUCCAGACAGAACUUUCAGUCCAUUCAGAUCCAGAACAUUCAGGGCUUCCACAACACACAGCCCAUGGCCCCAUCCCAGGGGUUGAACCCUUACAUGGCUCCAAUGAUGGCUGUGAUUCUACCCACUUACCCUUCAGGCUACCCUACCAAUUACCCCUCCUACCCUCCAGGCUACCCCACCAUGUACCACCCCACCACACCCUCUCUGCUACCCCAGGCCCCCUUUAUCAUGUCAGGCUUCGGCCCUGGUCUAGGCCCCUUCGCCCAGCCUCAGCCUAGUUCCCAGCCCCAGAAGCCACCAGGCCAGCUAUACUGCUCCCCCAGACCGAGCUCCUCAGUGGGGGAGGAGGUGGCUGGGCCCCCGGCUCUGAAGUCCAACUCUCGCUCCAGUUCUGCACUGCAACUCAACCUGCUGCAGGAGCCCAAACCCAGCGAGAGUCAGAGCAUCAAUUACAAAAUUACACACGCCCGUGCCGAGAGCCUGCACGACGCGCACACCAAGGGGAUUGAUGCACCCUGUGAAUCAGGUAACCAUGACCACGCCCAGGCUACGUCAAGUGAGCUGUUGGACCUGCUAUUGCAGGAGGAUGGCAGGUUAGGUACCGGCUCUAACGCCUCUGUGUCCGGCUUUGGAGUGGCUGGCUCUCUAAGCUCUGGCUCCAACGGAGCAUCCACCUCACACACAGGAAGCAGUAACAGCAGUAAGUACUUUGCCAGUAACGACUCGUCAGACACGUCUCGUAAAGCCAGCAAGAACCAAGAGGCCCAGCAGGAUCACACAACUCACGCCUUCAACAUGCGUGUCGAGAACUCCCUGUGGCGCAUGAUCCAGCACAUGCCAGAACCUGUGAAGAUGACCUACCAGAUCCAUCCCAGGGACCAGGCAGAGGUGCUGGCUGAGGACAAGGAGAAGCUACGUCUGCUGCAGCCUCUACAGCCCUGGUUCACCCAGGAACAGAGAGAGGAGCUGGCUGAAGUCCAACCCUGGAUCCAACAACACACAGUCCCUCAGAUGAUAGACACACAGGGCUGUGUGAACUGUAGUGCAAGAACAGGGAUUCACCCACAGGAUCCAGAGAGCUCGUCCCCUUUGAGCCCUCAGCAGGAUUCUAGUCCCGCCCCUGACACCCCAUCUAGGAAAUGCAAACCUGCCAAGCAGGGACACUUAACUCCGCCCACCAAAUAUCUCUACUGACCCAUUACUAGGAGCUCAGAGAGGCUUUCUCUCAGUGCCCUAGAACAGUGUUUUUGCCCUAGCACUACACAGAUGAUUCAAAUAAUCAACUAAUCAUCAAACGUUGAUUAUUUGAAUCAGCUGUGUAGUGCUAGGGCAAAAACCAAAACCCGGGUUGCCAGGUCAAGCUGAAAAUUUCUAAGGCCUGAAAAGCCCAAAUAGUUUUGGCCGCAGCAAGAGUUGCCACAUUUAUCCAAUAAACCCAUUUUCCUUAAUGCUGUCAUGACGUUGGCAGUGGGGGUAGGUUUAUGACAGUCAUAAAUACCUCUUUCCCCCUUUUUCUCUCUCCCUACUAUAACUGAUGUGACAUAAGGAAACCCAUGGGUUAACAUAGAGAUUCUGCGUAACAUCAGAAGUUGGGGGAAAUGAACUAUAUUCUGGUAGUCCGACCAACUGAACAUAUGCGGGGGUACUUAAGGUAUAUUAUGUCAGUUCGGUUGCCCUCUGACACAUUCUCAUCAAUGAUAGAAUGACAUAAACUCUACUGUGGAAAGUCUAAACGUCAGAGGUAUCGGAUUCACAUGGAAUUGUUGUUUAAUUCAAAUGUUUGAAUAUGACAUUAUUUGUGAAGCGGUGAAAUGUAAUUUUAGCUUCCAAAUGAGAGAUCUGUGCUUUCAUAAGUUUUCCUCUGCUCACAGUGGUCCGCCCCUGUGAAGAGGCAUGGGUUAUAAACUUUUCAGACACACCCCUCUCCCUCCACUAUAAAAGCCAAGAACAAGAAUAUAACUUCCUGUUCCGGGUACACCAGGAUGACGGUCCGGUGUCAGAAUGGUUCAGAUAAUAACUACAGAUGAAGCCAACAUCAGCAUGGACUUUGAUUGUGAAUGGUAUGAACUUUGAACUCGUAUUCACUACAGAAGUGAUAUCUCCUAGCCGUUGAGUUAGGAACAGCUAAACGCAGGUUAGGAAGGACAGUCCAAGUAUCCCGUCUACUACACCAACGUUACUCCAACAUAUCCCGUGACUACCAGAGACAUUCUUCAAAGGACAGAGGACUCGGGUUGGCGACACGGUCCAUCUACCACCAACCUACUGAAGCGCAGCUCAGAGUAAAUAUGUAUUGCAUUUUCCUCUUCAAAUGGGCGGUAAUUUAGAAUGCAUAAGAUACUGUAUUUACGAUAGUACAGCUCGCCUAUGUUCAAGUCUCCCGCUCUUUCACUAGGACUCCCCCCUUCCCUUUGUGUAACAAGCUGUCAUAUCUAUUCCGCCCGCUAGGGACGUUUUCUGUAUGACGUAAUUUGUGAUCAAGUUAUGAUUUAAUUGUAUAUGUGUGAUUCUGUGUGAUUAGUUAGGUAUUUAGUAAAUAAAUAAUUAAACCCAA
Molecule: messenger RNA, 4360 nt
Organism: Salvelinus fontinalis (brook trout)
Lineage: Eukaryota; Metazoa; Chordata; Actinopteri; Salmoniformes; Salmonidae
Gene: per3
Product: period circadian clock 3
Biological process (GO): entrainment of circadian clock by photoperiod; circadian regulation of gene expression; negative regulation of transcription by RNA polymerase II
Cellular component (GO): cytoplasm; nucleus
Molecular function (GO): transcription corepressor binding; transcription cis-regulatory region binding
Source: RefSeq, a predicted model, not a curated record